AUGAGAAACCAUACAUCAUUAACUACGUUCAUACUUCUGGGACUCACCAAUAAUCCUCAAAUGCAGGUUCUGAUUUUUAUAUUACUGUUUGUCACCUAUACAUUGAGUAUAACUGGGAACCUGAUCAUCAUUAUACUCACUUUAGUGGAUUCUCAUCUUAAAAGUGCCAUGUACUUUUUCCUCAAAAACUUCUCCUUCUUAGAAACUUUAUUCACCACGGCCUGUAUUCCCAGGUUCCUCUAUAGCUUAUCAACUGGAGACAAGACAAUUUCCUAUAAUGCUUGUGUUGCUCAAGUAUUUUUUAUCAUCUUGUUUGGAGCUACAGAAUUUUUCCUUCUGACCAUCAUGUCCUAUGAUCGCUAUGUAGCCAUCUGCAAGCCCUUGCAUUAUGUGACCAUCAUGAACAGCAGAGCCCGCAGUUGGCUUGUUAUCUGCUGUUGGGUGGCAGGCUUGUUGGUCAUACUACCGCCACUGUGCCUGGGCUUAAACCUGGAAUUCUGUGACUAUAAUGUUAUUGAUCAUUUUCUCUGUGAUGCUUCUCCACUGCUAAAAAUCUCUUGUUCAGAUACCUGGUUCAUAGAACAGAUGACCAUUGCCAUUGCUGCACUGACCACGUUCAUAACACUUCUGUGUAUAGUCCUGUCCUAUAUUUAUAUCAUCAAGACUAUUAUAAAGUUUCCUUCUGCUCAGCAACGGAUGAAGGCCUUUUCUACCUGCUCUUCUCACAUGGUGGUGGUUUCUAUCACAUAUGGGAGCUGUAUUUUUGUUUAUAUCAAACCUUCACCAAAAGACCAAGUAGCAAUUAAUAAGAGUGUUUCAGUGCUUACUACUUCUGUUGCCCCCAUGUUAAACCCAUUUAUUUAUACCCUAAGGAACACACAAGUGAAACAAGCUUUUGCAGACUUAAUCAAAAGAAUUUCAAUGAUCUCAAAGUAA
Marmota monax (woodchuck) is the source of this 936-nucleotide messenger RNA. Its product is annotated as olfactory receptor 6C2-like. Gene Ontology annotation, biological process: G protein-coupled receptor signaling pathway. The coding region runs from base 1 to 936 and encodes 311 amino acids. Gene Ontology annotation, cellular component: membrane. The record is from RefSeq and is a predicted model, not a curated record. The transcript has a single exon. Gene Ontology annotation, molecular function: G protein-coupled receptor activity; olfactory receptor activity. NCBI's taxonomy places the organism in Eukaryota, Metazoa, Chordata, Mammalia, Rodentia, Sciuridae.